AUGCUCCUCCUGCUCCUCCUGCUCCUCCUGCUCCUCCUGUCUAUGCGUCCCAUCGGCCUCUGCUGCUGGAAAGGCAACAGACAAGAAAGGGAGAAUGCGAAGAAAAAAGGAAACACAGAAAAGAAGGAAACUGCAGAGAAGGAAACUGCAGAGAAGGAAACUGCAGAGGAGAAGGAAAUUGCAGAGAAGAAGGAAACUCCUGAGAAGAAAGAAACUCCUGAGAAGAAAGGAGCAGAGAAGAAAGGAGCAGAGAAGAAAGGAGCAGAGAAGAAAGGAGCAGAGAAGAAGGGGAACACACAGAAGAAGGGAGGUGCGGAGAAAAAGGCCAGCGAAGGGAAGGAGAAGCCGAAAUCCGAAGGGAAUCGAAAGAGUGCGCGAGAAAGGAAGCAAGUUGAGCACUUGACGGUGGAUGAUAAUUCACAUACUACCCAAAAGAAGCAGGAGGAAGGUUCCGAACCGAAAUCAAAGAAGCAACGAGGCUCGGCAGAAACUUCUAAGAUCUCGAAGGCAGUGAGCGAAUGGAAACCUGAGGAGGGUCAGUUUGGAAAGUUUUUCAUCAAGGUGUCAAACGAGUGGAGGCAUCUGCUAGGAUUUCGCGUGUAUGAGGCAGACAAGAACUCAACAGCACAGGAGAAUGAUACAAGAUUCAAACUGAGGGAGUGGUACUGUGCUAAGGAGAUUGAGCCCGAGGGGGGGUUCAAGAGCGGGGAGCAACGAUUCCUUCCUUGUGGUCCGCGGUGGAGGUAUGAGAACAUGCCCAACGACAGUUUCGUCUAUGUUGAAGUUAAGCACUUGUCCGUUGCGUUGGGCAAGUCCACGAGGAAAUUCGUUCAGAUUGUGAAUGAGCAGGGGAAAGUGAAGGAAGCGUAUGAGAAGCUGCCAGUAGAUCCGGAGCUGUUGGCCCAGCAGGAGGAGGAGGAAAAGAAGAAGAAGGAGAAGGAAGCGUUGAAAGAGCAGAAACAGGUCGGCGCACUGCUUGCCAGCAGUACGGCAGAAAGAGAAGGAGGCAGCGAAAAAGAGGCGAGGGAGGCCAGGGAAGCAGCUAAGAAGGAGGCCAAGGAGGCGGCGAAGAAGACGAAGAGAGAGGAAGGGGAAGAGGAUGGCGACGAGAAGCCGAAAGCGAAGAAAGCAAAGGCAGGGGGACGCGCGAAGGACAAGAAAGAGAAGGAGGAGAAGGAAGGGGAUGAAUCAGCAGCGAAGGCAUCCGAGGAGGAGAAGAAGGAAGAGGAGGCAGCUACAGAAGAGUCCAAGGCAGAGCAGAACGCAGGGAGCGAGGAAAAGGCUGGAGAGCAGGAGCCGUCAAACGCACUAGACAACGUCGUCGAGCCUCCUCCCACCGACGAGGCUGCAGCUGCGGCUGAAGCUACCUCAUCAGACAAGCCAGCAGCAUAA
Guillardia theta CCMP2712 is the source of this 1392-nucleotide messenger RNA. RefSeq lists its product as hypothetical. Bases 1 to 1392 code for a protein of 463 amino acids. Lineage: Eukaryota; Cryptophyceae; Pyrenomonadales; Geminigeraceae. The record is from RefSeq and is a predicted model, not a curated record. The transcript has 13 exons.